Pelobates cultripes (western spadefoot toad) is the source of this 1071-nucleotide messenger RNA. The record is from the annotation of a GenBank genome assembly. Lineage: Eukaryota; Metazoa; Chordata; Amphibia; Anura; Pelobatidae.
CAGAUUUUUAAGACAACACUGUAGACGUGUCUUAUUUAAGUGCAACAGUCCUGAUCCUUUGCUGUCUCUGAUUCGGGGCUACAGAAACCUGUUUCUGCAAUGAAUACAUCAAGUUACAUCUUCUCUGUACAGUCUGUCUUGCCCAAUGGGACCUUGGACAUCAAUGAGAACCGUUCUCUGGUCAACCUCAGCUCGAUUGGGUUCUGCGAACAGAUCUUCAUAAAGUCUGAGGUUUUUCUCACCCUGGGGAUUAUCAGUUUGUUGGAAAAUAUCCUUGUUAUCCUUGCCAUACUUAAGAACAAGAAUCUCCAUUCCCCCAUGUACUUUUUCCUUUGCAGCCUCGCCGUGGCUGAUAUGCUGGUCAGUGUCUCCAAUGCGUUGGAAACCAUUGUAAUAACAUUUCAAAGUAAAUAUGUGUUCAUCGGAGAGCAACUUCUACGUCAGUUGGACAAUAUCUUUGACUCUCUGAUCUGUAUUUCAUUGGUAGCGUCUAUAUGCAACCUCUUGGUUAUUGCCAUAGACAGGUAUAUAACGAUCUUCUAUGCUCUCCGGUACCAUAGCAUCAUGACGGUGAAGAAAGCCAUAACCUUGAUUGUAGUGAUUUGGAUAUCUUGUAUCAUUUGUGGCAUUGUUUUCAUUGUCUACUCUGAGAGCACGACUGUCAUUGUGUGUCUCAUUACCAUGUUUUUUACCAUGCUCGUACUCAUGGCUACCAUGUAUGUGCACAUGUUCCUGUUUGCUCGUCUGCACGUGAAACGGAUUGCCGCUCUUCCGGUGGAUGGCGUGGUCCAGCACAGGACGUGUAUGAAAGGCGCCAUCACCAUCACAAUUUUACUUGGAGUGUUUGUUGUGUGUUGGGCACCUUUUUUUCUGCACCUCAUUCUCAUCAUAUCUUGCCCAUCUAAUUCCUUCUGUGUUUGCUACACUGCUUAUUUCAACACUUAUUUAAUCCUCAUUAUGUGUAAUUCAGUCAUAGACCCUCUGAUUUAUGCUUUUCGCAGCUUGGAAAUGCGCAAAACCUUCAAAGAAAUCAUAUGUUGCUAUGGUAUGAAUUUUGCCAAGUGUGGCUAA